Molecule: messenger RNA, 345 nt
Organism: Didymodactylos carnosus
Lineage: Eukaryota; Metazoa; Rotifera; Eurotatoria; Philodinida; Philodinidae
Source: the annotation of a GenBank genome assembly
AUGAACAUCUUCGUCGUCAUUGUAAUUUCUCGAUUACCCGGCCGAAAUUGGUGGUGUCGGACAUGUGGUGGAAAUCGACGAAUGCGCGUGGACGAAACGGAAAUACAAUCGUGGACGGGUGGUACAAAACCAGUGGAUCGUCGUGAUGCUGGUACACUGUUGCUCAUUAUACAACAGUAUGUCAAACCAGUUCUAUCACCAAACAUACAUACACAAAUGGUAACCAAAUUACUUGAAUUUCAUCGUAAUGUAGAUGAGAAGACUGACGAAGGCAUAAUUCGAGCUAAUGGAGAAUCACCUAGAAAUGGAAAAUAUGUUUCAAGGCUGUAUAUCGCAGCUGUUUAG